Molecule: messenger RNA, 909 nt
Organism: Helianthus annuus (common sunflower)
Lineage: Eukaryota; Viridiplantae; Streptophyta; Magnoliopsida; Asterales; Asteraceae
Product: ricin B-like lectin R40G3
Exons: 4
Coding region: 41-610 (189 amino acids)
Source: RefSeq, a predicted model, not a curated record
CUUCCAACUUCCAACACACUACUAACCAACUUUCACAAAAAUGGAUCGCCACAACCACAAUGCACCAUCCCACCACCAUCAACCAUCCCAACCGCAAGCCACGGUCACGGUCCACCAUGACUCCCACCACACCCCUAACUACACUGACAACAAACCCACUGUCAGGUUUUACUGCAAGGCCAAAAAUGAUUACUCACUCACUAUCCGAAAUGGUAAAGUGGUUCUUGCACCCACCAACCCUUCUGAUCACCAUCAGCAUUGGAUAAAAGAAGAGAAGUACAGCAACACAGUGAAGGAUGAAGAGGGUUUUCCCUCUUUUGCUUUGGUGAAUAAAGCUACUGGACAGGCAAUCAAACACUCUGCUGGUUCCGGGAAGCCGGUUGAGCUAGUGGAAUACAAUCCAGAUAAGGUUGAUGAGUCAGUUCUUUGGACCCAAAGCAAGGAUUUGGGUGAUGGUUUUCAUGCAGUAAGGGUGGUUAAUAACAUUAAGCUCAAUGUAGAUGCCUGGAAUGGUGAUAAAGAACAUGGUGGUGUUCGUGAUGGCACCGAAAUUUAUCUCUGGGGAUGGACCAAGGGUGAUAACCAGCGGUGGACCACUGCGCCUUUCUGAUGUAUUAUGUGUUGUUGCGGUCGGGUGUUUUGUUUAUGGCCACGGAGUGAUGCUCGUAUGUAUGUUCGAAUGAUGUUUUGAAACGUUGCGACGAUGUAUUAUAAAUAGUAUGAUAGUCGGCCCGUUACAUGGCUCGACGCUAUGGCUAGUACUUGCUGGAGAUACUAUUGAUGUUUAUCAUGUUUGUUUGUAUGUUUAUAUGUAGAUGUGUGUAUGAGAAUAAUAUUUGUGUACUUAAAAGUGAUUUUAGUUUUCUACAUUCUUGACAUAUUGCAACAUGAUAGUAGUAUUUCACUAAA